Molecule: messenger RNA, 513 nt
Organism: Microthlaspi erraticum
Lineage: Eukaryota; Viridiplantae; Streptophyta; Magnoliopsida; Brassicales; Brassicaceae
Source: the annotation of a GenBank genome assembly
AUGGCGUCAAGAGCGAUUGUUAGGAGGAGUAUAAUUUCCGAUUGCUUGAGUGUCUAUGCUCGGAGCUGGAGCUCUCAGUCCGUUGGGAUCUCUGCUCAGAGGGUUGAUUCACAUGCUUAUCACACUGCUAUCAAGCGUCGCGAGUCCUUUCGAAGAGAUGGUAGUUCGGCAAUUGUUCGAUACAUGAGCGUAUCUACUGAGGAAACCGAGGAUUUGUUGAGCAGACUGUCCACUGCAGGAAGCUUAUCUGAUCUGAAGAAAGUGAGAGAAACUCACGGAUAUUUGCUCCGCAAGGGUUUUCCUCUAGAGGGGUCCAUUGCAGUUGCUCUAGUUGACAUGUACGGAUGCUGCGGAGAUCUCAGGAGUGCGCAGACUGUUUUUGAUGGAAUGGAGAAGAAAGGUACAGAGGAUUUUGCGUCUGGAUUUAGUAUCUUUGCCAGAAUGACUUCUGUGCAAAGGGUGAUGGAUUUGAUCCAACGAAGCCAGAACGAGGAAGAGGAGGCCAGGCAUUGA